This is a messenger RNA of Eremothecium cymbalariae DBVPG#7215, 1215 nucleotides long. RefSeq names its product Bur2p (gene BUR2). The transcript has a single exon. Gene Ontology annotation, cellular component: cyclin/CDK positive transcription elongation factor complex; nucleus. Bases 1 to 1215 code for a protein of 404 amino acids. Lineage: Eukaryota; Fungi; Ascomycota; Saccharomycetes; Saccharomycetales; Saccharomycetaceae. The record is from RefSeq and is a predicted model, not a curated record. Gene Ontology annotation, molecular function: cyclin-dependent protein serine/threonine kinase activator activity. Gene Ontology annotation, biological process: positive regulation of DNA-templated transcription, elongation; regulation of transcription by RNA polymerase II.
AUGUCUGAAAGUUCUGCCAAUCAGCCAGUUGCGGAACAGAAGCUUCCCGGACAAGACACUGUUUCUGAGGUUGAUUCUGCAAAGGCUUCUAUCGCCGUUGUUGUAGCAGAAUCGGGAUUUAAUACAAGAAAACUAUGGCCAGACAUGGUGAAAAUACCUUCUAACCGAUGGGUUUAUUCCUGCAAAGAGAUAGUGGAUAGAUUAGGAAGUGAUCCGAAGGCUUCGCAGACUACCAAGAAGAAGAUGGAGAAAUGUUUGAUGUAUUUUUACAUGAUCAAGAAGAAUUUGCGAUUAUUUGACCAUACAUAUACGGCAGCCUGUAUUCUAUUCUUCAGAUAUUGGUACGUUUAUGACCUACCUCAAUCGUUACCGGAUUGUAUUCAUUUGGCGCAAGCUAUUCUGGCUACUGCUUGUAAAGUGAUGGAAAAUAAUCGGCCAGUUGAUAUGUAUGUAAAGGCUACAUGUGAAUUCAUGAUGAAAGAUGUAGUCCAGCCACAGCGGGGUAGACAAAAUAUGGAUAAAUUGAAGUGGGAUGUUAGGGACAAGCUGGUAAACUAUGAAAAACAGCUACUUUGUCAGUUUGGUUUCGACCUAGACAUCCAGAACCCGAAGGAGCUCAUUGAAGAGAUAUUCAGCGGUUUCUACAGGUUUAACAGAGAUUAUAAAAUGGAUUCUGAGUUCAAGAAAACAUUCCCGAAGAUUCUUGCGGAAGCUCGGACUUUUAUUAUACAGGCUGGAACCCAGCCUGUUUCAUUACUAUGUGAUGGUUACACAUUUACUGCCUUGGCUAUCCUUUUUGCCGGUCUGCAGCACAAACGAAGCACAGAUCCUGACUUUAAAUUUCCCAAGGGUUUCUUUCAGGAACGAUUUCCAAUAUGUAUCAAGAGCUCGAUGAUUGUUGAUUUAUUCACAGAUUACAGGAUAUUAGAGGAUAAUUUCUUUGAUUUGAAGAGCAACAAAGGUGACAAAUUGGAGGUUACGGCCGAAGAAAUAGACAGUUUAAUAGACGAAAUUGUACUGGAUGAUGAUCAAGAAGUGUUAGAUCCGUAUAAUUAUGAACUUAUUAGAAACGGUGAGUGCAUGAGCGAAUUUUUAGAACACACUGAAACUAAGCUCAACGAACUACAAGAGAAAACCAUUAAUGAAAGUCUAAAAAAGAGGCCAGGAGGUGACGAUAAUUCGUUAAAGGAGGAUUCGAAAAGGGUUAAAAUGUGA